Messenger RNA from Arabidopsis arenosa, 750 nucleotides. The record is from the annotation of a GenBank genome assembly. Lineage: Eukaryota; Viridiplantae; Streptophyta; Magnoliopsida; Brassicales; Brassicaceae.
ACAAAGCGUAAGAAAGUAAGUAUGAGUGGUUUUUCAACCAAAUCCGAUGAUAAAAAGGAAGAGAAGCCAGCAACAGCCAUGUUACCACCACCCAAACCAAACGCUUCUUCCAUGGAAACGCAAUCUGCAAACGGCGGAAGCGUUAUCCUCAUCUUAGCUUUCACUCUCUUCAAACCAAAACGCCCAACCACAACCAUCGAUUCCGUAACCGUUGAUCGUCUCCGAGCUUCCGUCAAUCCUCUCCUUCUCAAAGUCAUCCUAAACCUAACGCUCAACGUCGAUCUCUCUCUGAAAAACCCUAAUCGCGUCGGGUUUAGCUACGAUUCGUCUUCGGCGUUGUUGAAUUACAGAGGCCAAUUGAUCGGUGAAGCUCCUCUUCCGGCGAACCGAAUCGCGGCGCGGCAAACGGAGCCGUUGAAUUUAACGUUGACGCUAAUGGCGGAUCGGUUACUCUCUGAAUCGCAGCUUUUAUCUGACGUCAUGGCUGGCGUCAUUCCGCUUAACACUUUUGUUAAGGUCUCUGGUAAAGUAACUGUUCUUAAAGUCUUUAAGAUUAAAGUCCAAUCGUCUUCUUCGUGUGAUCUCACCAUCUCUGUUUCGGAUCGUAAUGUUACGAGUCAACACUACGGUGCGAUUGCUGCACAGCUUCCUGUAUCAUCUUAACCAUUCUAAUCAUCACCUUCGUCAUUGCCUUACUCUUGGUAUUCGAGGUUUACAAACCGAAAAAACCAAUAACGCAGAUCUAAUCAG